GUCAUUUAUGAGAUAAUGGAUAAAAUGAGCUCAGUUUCUCCCCAAAUCUCGCUAGCUCAAAAGACGAGCUCAGAGGAGAGAGAGGUGAUGGCACUAACACAGUCCCCUGCAUUUCCUCCGCCCACAACUACCUUUCGCGCAAUAAGAUUGAGCUCCCCAUUUUUAGGGUUUAAGAAAUUGGGUUACUUCCAAGCCAACAAGAUCACUGUUAAUUUGGGUGCAAGAAGUAAUGGCUCCAGAGCCACUUGCUGGUUCAAGUUUGGAAAGAACGGUGUAGAUGCUGAGGGAGCCGGAAUCUACGGUAGCCAGAAGCGCGACGAUUUCGACAGAGACGAUGUGGAACAGUAUUUCAACUAUAUGGGGAUGCUUGCGGUGGAGGGCUCAUAUGACAAAAUGGAGGCUCUAUUGAGCCUAGACAUACACCCUGUUGAUAUAUUGUUAAUGUUGGCUUCCUCUGAGGGGGAUAAACCCAAAAUAGAGGAGCUUCUGAAAGCAGGUGCAAAUUACAAUGUGAAAGACAUGGAUGGAAGGACUGCUCUUGAUAGAGCAGCUUCCGAUGAAAUUCGACAACUCAUUCAAGGUUUCUCAGUUAAGAUGUUGUAAUAACAGUGAUUUCCACAAUAAAAUUGUAUCUCAGGUUUCUUUUUGUGAUAAUAGAAUCAUAUGCUUUUGUAUGGUCUGUUUCUUUUGGUGUCUUUGAUGACUGUGUGGUGGCUUCUUAAUGGAUGGAUUCUGCAAAA
Molecule: messenger RNA, 740 nt
Organism: Amborella trichopoda
Lineage: Eukaryota; Viridiplantae; Streptophyta; Magnoliopsida; Amborellales; Amborellaceae
Gene: GDC1
Product: Ankyrin repeat family protein
Biological process (GO): intracellular protein transport; granum assembly
Cellular component (GO): chloroplast stroma; chloroplast envelope
Source: RefSeq, a predicted model, not a curated record